Cucurbitaria berberidis CBS 394.84 is the source of this 1584-nucleotide messenger RNA. RefSeq lists its product as uncharacterized. Bases 1 to 1584 code for a protein of 527 amino acids. Gene Ontology annotation, molecular function: protein-arginine omega-N symmetric methyltransferase activity. Lineage: Eukaryota; Fungi; Ascomycota; Dothideomycetes; Pleosporales; Cucurbitariaceae. Gene Ontology annotation, cellular component: mitochondrion. The record is from RefSeq and is a predicted model, not a curated record. Gene Ontology annotation, biological process: mitochondrial respiratory chain complex I assembly. The transcript is spliced from 4 exons.
AUGAGAGCGCACACUCUUAAUCUACUUCAGACGGCAACGCGAUGUAGUCGCGUGCGACCGCAGCCAAACGCGCAUCAACUCGCGAAGUGCGCAUCUCGGUGGUCUUCGACAUCAACGUCCGCAAGCACAGAGCGAAAAUGGUCAACACCACUUGCAAAGACGUUGGCUGAAGCCAUUACGACAACAGGCCCUAUAUCCGUUGCUGCUUACAUGCGGCAAUGCCUCACCCAUCCCGAAGGCGGCUACUACACGCGACAGACUAGCACUGGGCAAGACCAAUUUGGCACAAAGGGUGACUUCGUAACAUCGCCGGAGAUCAGCCAGGUGUUUGGCGAGCUGGUCGGCAUAUGGCUGUACGCGGAAUGGCUUGCGCAAGGAAAGAAAGAAAAAGUACAGAUAAUCGAAGUGGGACCCGGACGGGGAACGCUUAUGGAUGAUGUUCUGCGGACUAUUUCAAGUUUCAAGGCGUUUGCAAACAGCAUUGAAGGAAUCUACCUCAUCGAAGCGUCACCUCAUCUACAGAAACAACAAGCGAAGCUCCUCUCCGGAACCGAGGACUUGCACACAAGUGAGAUUGGGUUGACUGCGCCGUGCAAGUACAUCCCAGGGUGUAAGAUCGAAUGGUGUGAGGACAUACGCCUCUUGCCAAAGGAGGAAACAUCGACGCCGUUCAUACUCGCGCAUGAGUUCUUUGACGCCCUUCCUAUCCACAUCUUCCAAAACAUCGCACAGUCAUCCAUUCCUGCUUCCUCGACUAUCAUAACCCCAACUGGGCCCAUCAAGCCGAAGCAUGGCGUCACAACACCAAAGAACACCUGGCAUGAGCUUGUUGUCUCACCUACGUCGCCAUACGCUAGCGCGGGUACUACUAUAACAACAGCGACAGGUAAAGCGGAUGAGAAGCUUGACUUCGAAAUGACAAUCUCGAAAACACCAACCCCACACUCACUCUAUCUACCCAAGAUGUCGAGCCGAUAUAAGAAACUAGAAAACACUCCCGAUGCCAUUAUCGAGAUCUCUCCGGAAUCAUUCGCCUACGUAUCUGACUUCGCCAUACGAAUAGGUGGUAGCAACUCUGUACCAAGCAGUCCACAACCUGCUUCCUCACCAAAUGCUCCAACCUCCAACCAAGCUUCCUUUCCAAAACCCGAACCUUCGGGUGCUGCUCUCAUUCUAGACUAUGGACCCUUGGAUACCAUACCGGCCAAUACACUACGCGGCAUCCGCUCCCAUCGCGCCGUUUCCCCAUUCGACUCACCAGGCAAAGUGGAUCUUAGCGCAGAUGUUGAUUUCGUCGCUUUGGCCGAGUCGGCACUGGGCGCCUCCCCCGGUGUUGAGGUUCACGGCCCAGUAGAGCAGAGCUUCUUUCUGUCAACGAUGGGUAUCAAAGAGCGCGCUGGCCGGCUACUAAAGGGUGCAAAGGACGAAGAGACGAGAAGAAGGCUAGAAGUAGGCUGGAGGAGGCUUAUUGAUAUAGGUCCUGAUGGUAUGGGCAAGACUUAUAAGGCUAUGGCUAUUGUGCCAUAUAAGAAGAAGGGGCCUGUACGUAGGCCGAUUGGGUUUGGGGGGGAUAUUGUUGGUUAA